Owenia fusiformis is the source of this 908-nucleotide messenger RNA. NCBI's taxonomy places the organism in Eukaryota, Metazoa, Annelida, Polychaeta, Sabellida, Oweniidae. The record is from the annotation of a GenBank genome assembly.
CAAAAAUGUAGGUUUGUUGACUUUUGUAGUUCGUGUAAUAAAAGAAACGUGUUCAUUUCAGCUAUCAGUUAAUAGUAUAAGAGGUCUGUUAUUUACUUCCGGAAAAACUUCCAAAUCAUCAAAAUCAACUUUUCUGAAAUAUUUUAACACACAAGAGCCAAGAUGAGGCGUGCUCAUGCAGGGGAGAUGAACCCGCAGAUGACACAGCAGGCAAAUCACAUGGAAGAAGAGAAUCAACAUUUGGAGGAUCAACUCUCAUAUAAAGUUAAAGCAUUAAAAUCUCUGACUAUAGAUAUUGGAACAGAAGUGAAGACACAAAAUCAAAUGUUAAAAGGAAUGGAUGAUGACUUCGAUGCUACUGGGGGAUUCUUAGGAAAAGCUAUGAGUCGUGUUAGUGCAAUAGCCAAAGCUGGACACAAUAGAUUCAUCUUCUAUCUUAUUAUGUUUGCACUGUUUGUCUUCAUGGUGUGUUGGUUUAUCAUAAAGACACGGUGAUGAACACUGUGAAUUAUAUAGACUAUAGGACAAUAUACAAAAAAAUUAUAUUUAUAUAUAGAAUAUUUUUCUAAAAAGUGAGCGCGGGACUUGCAAUUAAUAUAAUAAAGGAUGUGGUAUGAUGCCAUUAAUUAUUCUGUACGAUGGCAAAAACUCCAUAAUAGCAAGACCCAUGUUAUUUACUGUUGCAUUGUGAAAUAUAAAACAGUUUAAGGUGCUGAGUUAUCAAAAUUCUGGACUAAAUAUUUCAUGGACUAUUUAUGCAAUACAAGCACCAAUGAUUUUAAAUGCACAUCACUUAUUGAUAUCCUGUGUAACACUUAUUUAUUAAACUGAAAUAAAAUGCAUGUAAAUAUGUACAAUACUAUAUCUUUUAUACUUGUUAUUGAUUGAAGAAAUCAUACAUAGAACGA